AUUAUAAUCGGUUUUUUUUGGACUUUUCUAUCCCCGUCCGAAAACACCCGGUAGAGAGAUUUUGUUGAGCUGCGAUUGAAACUCCAAAAUUAGUCAAAAUUGAGUCUAAUAAAGCGGAAGGAAUAUCAAAAAUGAAGAAAGCUGUAAAGAAAUGGAGAAUGAGUAAGAGUACAUCGUCCAAUGGCCUCCAGGGGUCUACCGAAAGUGAGAAGCACGACGAUGAGAAGCCAGAAAAGGCUUUGAGUGAUACGGAGUUGGCGAAUGUUGACGCAACGGGAAGUUUAGGAAAGUAUUUCCGAAAAAGUGGCCGACAGUCUGACACAAAGAAAAUUAAGACUCAAUUAUGGGCAUCUGUAGCGACUAUUGUACUUGUAGAGGCAAAGGAUUUGAUGGCUAUGGAUGAUAAUGGACUAAGCGAUCCAUAUGUAAAAUUUCGUUUGGGUAAUGAAAAAUACAAAUCCAAGUGGAAGGCAAAGACUCUGUCGCCCAAAUGGUUGGAACAAUUCGAUUUAAGAGUAUACGAGGACCAGAGUACGUUAUUGGAAUUGUCGGUUUGGGAUCAUGAUGCUGCUGGUAAAGACGAUUUUAUGGGUCGUAGUGUUGUUGAUCUAGCAACACUAGCACCGGAAACGACGCAUGCUUUAGAGUGUAAAUUAGAGGAUACGGACGGCUAUAUUAAGAUUCUCCUCUCUAUAAGUGGAAUGGUUGGAUCCGACACCACGUCUGAUUUAUCAAAAUACAUUGAAGAUCCUAACGAUAGAAAAAAAAUUUCUCGAAAAUAUGGAGCAAUUAAUAGUCUCAAAGGCAUUAAAGACGUUGGAUGGCUUCAAGUAAAAGUUCUUAAGGCUCAGGGUCUAGCAUCUGCCGAUAUCGGAGGAAAAAGUGAUCCAUUUUGUGUUCUGGAGUUGGUAAAUGAUCGUCUUCAGACGCACACAGAAUACAAGACUCUUUGUCCAGAAUGGGGAAAGAUUUUCAAUUUUAACGUCAAAGAUAUCCAUUCUAUAUUAGAAGUUACUGUCUAUGACGAAGAUAGGGAUAAGAAAGUGGAAUUCUUAGGAAAAGUGGCUAUACCCCUAAUCCGAAUAUAUCCGUCGGAGAGAAAGUGGUUUGCCCUGAAAGAUAAGAAAUUAACUCGUAGAACAAAAGGGGCUAUCGAAUUGGAAAUGGACGUAAUUUAUAAUAAUAUUCGAAACAAGCAGAAGAGAUGGUACCAGUUAAAGGAUAAGAAAGGGAUGAUAAGGGCUAAAGGAGGAAUUCUUUUGGAAUUCGAUUUUGUCUUUAAUCACUUUAAGGCAGCCAUAAGAACGUUUAAUCCAAGAGAAGAUAAAUAUAUGCAACCUGAACCGAAGUUCAAAUUAUCGGUUUUAAAAAGGAAUAUUGAUAGAGUAUCGAAAUUGGGCGAAGCUGCUGUAGAAUCUGGAAAAUUCAUCCAGAGUUGCUUCAGUUGGGAAUCAAGACUUCGCAGUGCUAGUGCUUUCGCUAUCUUCCUUAUUAUUGUCUGGAAUUUUGAAUUAUAUAUGUUACCAAUAACACUCCUCAUAGUCUUUUUAAAGAACCUACUUGUUGUCCACAUAGUAGGCAAUCUCAUGAAGGACAAAGACGACGACGAAUACGUAGACGAAGAAGACGAUGAAGAUGAAGAUGACAAAGAAAAGGAAGAAAAGAAAUCAUUUAAAGAUAAAAUUCAACAAGUUCAAGAGAUAUGUUUGCAAGUGCAAGAGGGUAUGGAUAUGGCCGCAUCCAUGGGAGAAAGAGUAAAGAAUACGUUUAAUUGGACUGUUCCUUGGUUAUCUUGGUUGGCUAUCGUUGUACUGACGAUUGGUACUGCUGUACUUUACCUUGUGCCUGUAAGAUACCUAAUUAUGGCCUGGGGAAUCAAUAAAUUCACUAAGAAACUACGUGCUCCCAAUGCAAUACCAAAUAAUGAAUUAAUGGAUUAUCUAUCGAGAGUGCCUUCCGACAAAGAAUUGAUAAUGUACAGAGAACUUCGCCCUGAUCCUUCGAUUGGCACUUUGAAGAAGAAGAAAGCAUAA
Molecule: messenger RNA, 2033 nt
Organism: Dimorphilus gyrociliatus
Lineage: Eukaryota; Metazoa; Annelida; Polychaeta; Dinophilidae
Source: the annotation of a GenBank genome assembly